AAUGAGCUGACAGAGUCAAUCAAUCUGCUUCCUCCGUCUCUGCUUCAGUGCUUCAUACAGGAAAUCUAUUGCUGUGUCAAGUUCCAGAGAAGAGUUUCUUUCAUUCCAAGUUGCCAACCAGCCUCAGACACAGAGUUGAAGCAAGAGGCCAGAAGAAAAGGAGUGUCCUGCUGCAGAUGGGCUAAGAGGAUCCAGCACAGAGCAGCUGACCAGAGAGAGCCUCGCCAUGCCUGCAGUUCCUCUCAUACCUGUGUGGAGGCAAAGUACCAAGUAAAGGGCAGAAAGCAAGACAUCAGAAAUGCCCUGCACUUUGAGGACUUUUGGCCUAUGGCUUCUACUGAUUUUGACUGUCUCCUUAGUGGCUGAAACGAGAACUCUGGUUACACCAAGCAACGGAUUAAGGCCAAAAAUGAGCAAGGACAAUGACAGUGCAGCUUCAACCAACAGUUCACUUAUGGACAGACAACAGAAUAGUUUCAUACUUCCUGUGGAAGCUAACACUUCCCUGUCUGAACCUGUGAAUACAAAGGCUGUGCUCUCUUGCCCUCCGAUCACCCAGAAAGCUGUGCUGGUAACAAUAAGAUGGGAAAUAAUCCUCAGAGACAAGCCUUCCUGCACCAGAGCCUACAGGAGAGAUACAAAUGAGACCAGGGCCAUAAACUGUAGUGACGAGACAAUAUCCUGGGACUCCAGACCUGAUUGGAAUCCCGCCCUUCAGAUCAAUCCAGUGGCCAUCACUCAUGAUGGAUAUUACAGGUGUGAAGUGGUCACAACUCAUGGGCAUUUCUAUCAUGGAUAUCACCUGAAAGUGUUAGUGCCCCCCGACGUGACCCUGUUUCAACUUGAGAAUGGAACUAUCGUGUGUAGGGCAGCUGCAGGGAAGCCAGCGGCGCAGAUCUCCUGGACCCCAGGGGGAGAUUGUCACACUGUGGAAGAGCCACUGGGCAACGACACAGUGACCGUCCAGAGUUCGUGCCGCUGGGAGGACCACCGGGUGUCUAAUGUGUCCUGCUCUGUGUCCCAUCUGACUGGCAACAAGAGUCUGUCCGUUGAGAGGAAUUCAGGAGUCCAGUCAGUAGUAUACGUCAGAACUGUAUAUAUCAUCUUGCCUAUUUUGAUUAUCUUGGUCAUUGUGGGAUCCAUUUGCCUUUGGAAAAUCCGUGUCUGCAGAAAAUGCAAAUUAAAAAAAAGAGAAGCUAAUUCAGUUGUUGAGGAGGAUGAAAUGCAGCCCUAUGCCAGCUACACAGAGAAGAACAAUCCACUUUAUGAUACUGUGAGCCAGGUGAAGAGGUCUGACGUGUUACAAAAUGAAGCUGAUGGGCUGUGUCUCCAUACUUCAUACAUUACUGGAAUCUAGCACUAGGUCAAAUGAAGAAAGAUACAGUACAGCUACCAUGUUUAGUUUCUUGGUGUUCUACAAUGCAAAACCUAUUCUGAGAUUAGCUUUUCAAAGAUUCUGAGAAGAUAGAGACUUUUAAAGUGUGUGCUUCCAUAUCCUUACUUAUACAAUUGAUAUUUUAGAAUGUGAGCUGCUAUUAACUAGUCCUUUGAAGAACUGAUAUCAUUACAAAGAAAGCAAAUGCUCAUGAUAAAAUAUUCUAAUUGCUUAGUACAGUAGAUCAUGAAAACUGAGUUUCCUCAAGAAAGAACUCUGCAGAAGGAACAACCAUCAACAGCUUUUAUGUGUCCUCCAGAAAAUUUUGUGUACAUACAUAUGCUGAAGAGUGGCUGCACCAGCCUGCAUUCCCACCAGCAGUACAAAAGAGAUCCUCUUUCUCCGCACCCUCGCCAACAUCUGUUGUUGCCUGAGUUGUUAACGUUAGCCAUUCUGACAGGUGUGAGGUGGUAUCUCAUUGUGGUUUUGAUUUGCAUUUCCCUGAUGAUGAGUGAUGUUAAGCAUUUUUUCAU
Messenger RNA from Panthera uncia (snow leopard), 1908 nucleotides. RefSeq names its product cell surface glycoprotein CD200 receptor 1-like. The transcript is spliced from 9 exons. The record is from RefSeq and is a predicted model, not a curated record. NCBI's taxonomy places the organism in Eukaryota, Metazoa, Chordata, Mammalia, Carnivora, Felidae. The coding region runs from base 299 to 1357 and encodes 352 amino acids. Gene Ontology annotation, biological process: regulation of neuroinflammatory response. Gene Ontology annotation, cellular component: external side of plasma membrane. Gene Ontology annotation, molecular function: signaling receptor activity.